CAUUGCUCUUCAGCACCAGGGUUCUGGACAGCGCCCCGAGCGGGCUGCUGUUCUCAAGCUCCUUUCUCAAUCUCCACCAGCGCAGCUGCUACCCCUCUAGUCCCCCCUGCUGCAGAGAAAGAAAAUUACAUCGGGAUCCAUGCAGCCGGCAAUGAUGAUGUUUUCCAGUAAAUACUGGGCAAGGAGAGGGUUUUCCCUGGAUUCAGCGGUGCCCGAAGAGCAUCAGCUACUUGGCAGCUUAACACCAAAUAAAGCAAACUCUGGCAAACAUGAUGAUAAGAAAGGCAACAAGGGAAGCAGCAAAAGUGAAACUGCUACUGAAAGUGGCAAGACGGCGGUUGUAUUCUCUUUGAAAAAUGAAGUUGGUGGAUUGGUCAAAGCGCUGAAACUCUUUCAGGAAAAACGUGUCAACAUGGUUCAUAUUGAGUCCAGGAAAUCCCGGCGGAGAAGUUCCGAGGUGGAGAUCUUUGUGGACUUCGAGUGUGGCAAAACAGAAUUCAAUGAGCUCAUUCAGUCGCUGAAAUUUCAGACUACAAUCCUGACGCUGAAUCCGCCCGAGAACAUUUGGACAGAGGAAGAAGAGCUAGAGGAUGUGCCCUGGUUCCCCCGGAAGAUCUCUGAAUUAGACAAAUGCUCACACAGAGUGCUCAUGUAUGGUUCUGAGCUCGAUGCUGAUCACCCAGGAUUUAAGGACAAUGUCUAUCGACAGAGAAGAAAGUAUUUUGUGGAUGUGGCCAUGAGUUAUAAAUACGGCCAGCCCAUCCCCAGGGUGGAGUACACGGAGGAAGAAACGAAAACUUGGGGCGUGGUAUUCCGGGAGCUCUCCAAACUCUAUCCCACCCACGCCUGCCGGGAGUAUUUGAAAAACUUCCCUCUGCUGACUAAAUACUGUGGCUACAGGGAGGACAACGUGCCUCAGCUUGAGGAUGUCUCCGUGUUUCUGAAAGAAAGAUCUGGCUUCACCGUGAGGCCGGUGGCUGGAUACCUGAGUCCGAGAGACUUCCUGGCGGGACUGGCCUACAGGGUGUUCCACUGCACCCAGUACAUCCGGCACGGCUCGGACCCCCUCUACACCCCGGAACCAGACACAUGUCAUGAACUUCUGGGACAUGUUCCACUACUAGCGGACCCCAAGUUUGCUCAAUUUUCACAAGAAAUAGGCCUGGCGUCUCUGGGAGCAUCAGAUGAAGAUGUUCAGAAACUAGCCACGUGCUAUUUCUUUACAAUUGAGUUUGGCCUUUGCAAGCAAGAAGGGCAACUGCGGGCAUAUGGAGCAGGACUGCUUUCUUCCAUUGGAGAAUUAAAGCACGCUCUUUCUGACAAGGCUUGUGUGAAAGCCUUUGACCCGAAGACAACGUGCCUACAGGAGUGCCUUAUCACCACCUUCCAGGAGGCCUACUUUGUUUCUGAGAGUUUUGAAGAAGCCAAAGAAAAGAUGAGGGAUUUUGCAAAGUCAAUUACCCGUCCCUUCUCAGUAUACUUCAAUCCCUACACACAGAGUGUUGAGAUUCUGAAAGACACCAGAAGUAUUGAGAACGUGGUGCAGGAUCUCCGCAGCGAUUUGAACACCGUGUGUGAUGCCUUGAAUAAAAUGAACCAGUACCUGGGGAUUUGAUGCCCAGGACCAGUGUUGUUGCCAGCAUGAUCUUUUGGGUUUCAGCAGUCAAUGUCAUAUAACACCAAUAGCUUUCUGUGCCAUGGCUUGGCUAGUAGGCAUGCAAUUAUGUAUAUCUCUACCUGCUUGUAACUUACUGUGCUAAUGUGUGGAACACCAUUAAGAACCCAGUGACAGGUAACCACUCAUUGUAUGAAAGAUUGUAAUAUGUUUAAAUAUCUUUAAUCAAUUCGACAUCCCUGCUUGGUGUCUUUAACCAAACUGCAUCUAUAUAAACUUUGUAGCAAAUAGCCCUUUAUGAUUCUAGGUUUUGACCUUUUCUUUCUCAGAUCUGAGCCUUUCCUCUGUGUUCAUUAGAUAAAAUGAAAAUAGCAGCGAACCUGUUUCUACUUUCCAUAGAGUCAGUACUUCCACAGCAUUACUUGAGAUGAACGCAGAAUUGUAUUAAACUUCCCGUCACAUUAA
Messenger RNA from Myotis lucifugus (little brown bat), 2080 nucleotides. RefSeq names its product tryptophan hydroxylase 2 (gene TPH2). Bases 140 to 1615 code for a protein of 491 amino acids. Gene Ontology annotation, molecular function: tryptophan 5-monooxygenase activity; iron ion binding. Gene Ontology annotation, cellular component: neuron projection. Lineage: Eukaryota; Metazoa; Chordata; Mammalia; Chiroptera; Vespertilionidae. The transcript is spliced from 11 exons. Gene Ontology annotation, biological process: aromatic amino acid metabolic process; serotonin biosynthetic process. The record is from RefSeq and is a predicted model, not a curated record.